Melampsora larici-populina 98AG31 is the source of this 731-nucleotide messenger RNA. RefSeq lists its product as uncharacterized. The transcript has 2 exons. Bases 22 to 480 code for a protein of 152 amino acids. The record is from RefSeq and is a predicted model, not a curated record. Lineage: Eukaryota; Fungi; Basidiomycota; Pucciniomycetes; Pucciniales; Melampsoraceae.
CCCAAUGCAUCAGCAGCAGCCAUGACAGCAACCGCUCCAGCUGCAAGAAAAGAUGUCAAAAAUGAUAUUCUUUCAUUGUUUGCUACUAAAUCGCCUACUAAUUUUCAAUCUAAUUCGAUUCAUCAAACUUCUAACUUGAACGAUCUCAAUGGAUUCAAUCAUCAAUUCGGUAAUUUGAACGUUUCUAAUCCGAGUUCUCAACCUUGGUCUCAAACUGGUAAUCUUGGUAAUCAAAUCUCAUCUUCUAAUGGGUUUCCUAUGAUGAAUAACAAUCAAACUACUUCUACAUUCAAUCAAACUAACACUAACACUAAUAACAACAACAAUAGCAGUAAUCUAUUUGAUACUCUUUCAGAUCCAUGGUCAAGUAAUAAUCAAUCUAAUCAAAAUGAUGGGUUUGGUAAUUUCUCAGUUGCAAGUAAACCUAAUCAUAAUAGUAGUAGCAAUGGAAAAGAUGCAUUUUCAGAUAUCUGGAAUUAAAUCAUUUGGUUUCCAUUUUUUUAAAAAUUUUAAGAAUGUCUUUUGUUUAUUUUACAAUCUUUGAUAAAGUUGAUUUAUGAUUGUUAUUUUGUUUUCUUUUUUUUUGGUGUAUUAAUAUAAGACUAAGACUGGAUUUUUUUCCUUACUCUCAUUUUUCUUUUUUACAUUACAUAUUUAACUUUUUUUUCAUAAGUCUGAUACUGGUUUUUUGUUGUUAGAGGCAAUUUGAUGUUUAUAUAUUAUUAUUUUUC